Messenger RNA from Daldinia loculata, 1514 nucleotides. Its product is annotated as putative O-methyltransferase. The record is from RefSeq and is a predicted model, not a curated record. The transcript has 4 exons. Gene Ontology annotation, molecular function: O-methyltransferase activity. Bases 108 to 1304 code for a protein of 398 amino acids. NCBI's taxonomy places the organism in Eukaryota, Fungi, Ascomycota, Sordariomycetes, Xylariales, Hypoxylaceae.
AGGGGGUUUACAUUACAUUAUAAAUACGUCGGUAAGCGUCUCACUGAGGACCAAAGUGAAUAAAACUUGCACCUCUUUACGUAUCAUAUUUUAUUGCGGACACUACAAUGGGUGAUAGCUAUAACCUGGUAGUAGACAGGCUGAAUGCCUUUGCGGUUGCCGACUUCGAAGGCCACGAGGUAGAAAGGCUGGAGUUGCUAUCAAGUGCGCGCAGGCUAGUUGGUAGACUGGAAACGAGGCAAGAAAGAAUCUUCAAUAUCGAUUUUCGGAACCCGGCCGAGUAUGCGGCGUUGAAGAUAUGCCUAGACCUUGGUAUCUGGCACCGAUGGACGGCAGUGGGUGGUGGUGAAAAAACUGUCGAAGAGCUAGCUAAAUUGGCUACGAAAGAUUGCGAUUUGAACUUGCUCCGCCGCCUACUGCGACUUUUAGGGGCCACGUACAUUAUUGAGGAAACAGGGGAAGAUCGAUACAAACCAACUGACUUCUCACUUUCAAUCGGCGAUGAAUCAACCACUAUUGCCCAAGGCAUUCUUGCUAUGGCCAAUCAUUGGAAUGCCUCAUCUAUGAAUUUGCCGUCGUUUCUAGCAAAGACGUCGUAUCGAGAGCCUUUAGAUCCGAAGUAUAGUAACUACGUUGACGCCUUUCCGGAACGGUUAUCAUUCUUUGACAGAUGUCUCUCCAAUCAAAGCUACCAGGAUAGCUUCAGUGGCUAUAUGAGGGAGUGGUCAAAGUAUAGGUUUUCGUGGCCUGAUUUCUACGAUACGACUUCGCUUGUCGCCGGCGCUGAUCUUACUUCUGGUGCACCAUUAGUUGUCGAUAUAGGGGGCCACCAUGGCUAUGAUAUUCUUAAAUUCCUGAAGAAACACCCAGAUGUGCCAGCCGGUUCUCUGGUUAUCCAAGACCUCGAAGCUGUCCUCGCGGAUGCAAAUCUCGACACAGAUAAGGUUAAACUCAUGCCACAUAGCUUCUUCGAGCCCCAACCUAUUUAUGGGAGUCGCGCAUACUUUCUUCGCGGGGUCUUCCAUGACUGGGCAUACGAGCCAUCACUUCAGAUCCUCCAGAAUAUCGUGCCAGCGAUGAAGAAGGGAUAUUCCAAGCUCCUCGUCUGCGACGUUGUAAUCCCACCGAAGGGUGCGAGCGUUUACCAAGCGGGUAUGGAUUUGAACAUGAUGGCGCUCCUUUCGGCUUGUGAAAGGACGGAAGCUACGUGGAGGAAGCUAAUAAAUGACGCUGGAUAUAAGAUAAACAAGAUUUGGAUGGACCCUAGAGGGUACGAGGGGGUAAUCGAAGCAGAAUUAGCAUAGAUGGGCGGACGGCUUGCUAGGGGGGAUUACAAAGGGAUUUGGAUCAUGACCAUUUUGUGUUUUCAACAAGACAAAGGGGAUCAGGACAAAUUGUUUGAUUGGCCUACGGCUGGAUGGUUAGGAGAUUCGAUAGGGUUUUAUACUACAUGAGUUGAAUAAUAAAUUGAACGAAAAUCAGAGCGCUCAAUUUUGAUAUUGACAUUUUAAUAC